Molecule: messenger RNA, 24582 nt
Organism: Porites evermanni
Lineage: Eukaryota; Metazoa; Cnidaria; Anthozoa; Scleractinia; Poritidae
Source: the annotation of a GenBank genome assembly
CCUCAAACGGUUGAGCGAGUUUUACAAGGAUCUUCAAGAUCACAUGACAAAAGUUCACCCCCAUCAUCCGAAUUUCUAAAUCAGCAGCCUUCAAGAACAAAAUUUCCAAACAGGAUAAAGGUACAGUAUAUUUCAACCUACUUACUUUUUAUCAGGUGUUUUAUUUUUACAUCUAGUUUCACUUCGCAUGGCAAAAGCGUUCAUUCAAGGAAAAUGUUGUUUUUAAAGGACUGAUGUUUACUUAAUAAUAACCCUAGAAAAUUGAUAUCAGGGUAGCUUCGAUCGUGUAAAUCAAAUUCGAGAAUGACGUUGUGUUUGUAUAUGGCUUGGUUUACCUCUGGAUCGAUCAUUCAAAGGUUUGUUUUUGUGUCGUUUUAAAAUUAUUGUCAACUAAAAGAAAAAACAGACCGAAGGGCACUUAAAAUUGAGUUUUAACAUAUGUAUCGAUGUAUGUUGCUGCAACGAACUCGUUCGCCGCAAAUACUUCCUGCGCGAUCUCUUUAUUUCUUCCCACUAAUUCCCCGUUUGUUUAAAAAGUUACGAUCUCUGGUCGGCUGUUGUGGAAUUGUCGCAAAAAUGGAACGAUAAAAGACAGAGUGACUACUUCUUCAUAAUAUGGGCACGCAACCCUAAUAACCUGCAAACGAUUUGUUAGUUGUAAUUUAAGACCAUUAAUAUCCUGACCGCUGCAAAUUCACGGUUAAACCUUUAAACCACAAGUACUUAAGUCGCUCUAUUAGUUGAAGUUUGUUAAAAAACUUCUGGUAUGCUUUUGUUGCUUUCUCUGUGUAUGACCGGAAGCGGAAGUUCGUAAGAAUUGUCUCGCGUUUUCACUUCUUUUUUUUUUUACAGUAUAAAAAGCUCUUUUAUUAAGACCACCCAGUGAUGUUGGUGGUAUUAUUAAACGACGUUUUCAGAUAAGGUAAUAACUGAGGGUGACUUUUAACAAGUGCGCCCGGGCAGGAAUUCACGGCACUGUCUUUGUCCUUUUAACCUUGGGCGGGUGAAUGACGACUUCCGUGUCGAGUUUCCCUGUUGUUUCUAAGAAGGGAAGUUCAAGGAGUAUAAAACGGGAAGGGAAAAUUCCCGGGCAAAAGAAAACAAGAGGUUCACCCGCUUUUCGCCUCUCUUCUCCUUUCUCGUUUAUGCCUGUACAUGAAGACUUCAAUAACGAACCAUCAUGAGUGAAAAGCCAUUUUUUUUCACUUUAAAUAUGAGGUGCUGGGUGGAUGUAGAGACAGUAGUUGUAGCUGAAGACGUCUCCUAUUGCCGGAAAACGAGUUAUAGCCAAAGCCCUCUGCCUAUUCGGUCCUGUUACCCUUUUUGUGGCCAACUAACUGAGAGCCCAUUUGGAAUCUGGCUACGAGAUUGUCUGCACGUAAGUUAGUAUGUCACGCAAUUUAGGUCAUGUCACGCAAUUUCAGGUAAUUAGGCUUCCGGUGCGCAGAUGUCAACCUCGUCCCCAGGGCGCUUUUCCCUGGCUUUGGAGGACGAGGAUGUGCAGACGUGUGUAGAACUGAGAUCAUAAAUUAGAGAAAGUCAGGGAAAGUCAAAAAAGGGCAUAGAUGGAGACAACUGCACAUAAUUAAAACACUUUACCUUCGAGAAAUCAGACACAACGUCUCCCAGACAUUUUCUCAAUGAUUGGUGAUUACCGAAAUCGUCGUUACGUCAACUGUCUCUAAAACGGAGACCUUUGGGACCGGCAGUAAGUGUCCGUCUUACAGAGGUGUCCGUCUUAUAGAGGGUCAAAUAUAGGGAGUAAGAAAGGCAGGCACCAAUUCUGGGUGUCCGUUUUACACUCGGAUGGGGAGGGGGGUACUCAAAAAUUUUUAUACGGGGAGGCUCCACCUCGAGGUCCAACCCCUUACCCUUUUAUAUACCAUUUUUCACGAAAAAGGUACCCCUUUCGUAUACCUUCUAUUGACAAAUGGUACCCCUUUCACAUACCUUGUUUAGGACAUUGCAUCCCUUUCAACUGGUGUAAAUGCACUGUCAUUUAAAUAGGAAUCAAUCACAAGAAUAGAACGUUUUCUCGACUUUAUAAAGCAAUAAAAUUCAUCUGUUCGGUCCUUUGGGCCCUUUCACAGACCCAAAUGACAGAUUCUCCUACCCUUUCGUAUACUUCAACGAGUAAAAUCCCUACCCUUUUAUAUCAGGUCUCCGUCUUUUAGAGGUGAGAUUCGACGGUAUUCCUUAUUUUGAGUUGACUCGCUGGGGCUUUGUGCGGGAUGUAGUCUGUUCACUUCUGUAUUUCAUCUUAUGAUCUUUGUUGUGCUUUAUUCCCAACUAAGAUCCAAGAGGCCCGUAUAAACAUGACAGAAGAAAACCGCAACAUUGGUCUGGGCUUCUCUGGCGGAGGGAUUCGCUCGGCCGCAUUAAGUUCUGGGGUCUUGCGACGGCUACUUCAUCGCGGUGUGAAGGUGGAUUACAUCAGCUGUGUCUCUGGCGGGAAUUAUACCGCGGCUGCCUAUUUGGACUGGAAAUACCGGCAUGGCAAGCAAGAUGACCAUAAAUGGCAUAAAGAGUUUUUUGAGCACUUGCGCAGUAGGGUCGGGUACGUCUGCAACUGGGAAAGACCACUACAAGGCAUUCUGGACACUGUGCUACUCGUUUUGCUGCUCAUCACAGUAAAUCUUAUCAUCCCUUGCGUGUCAUACAGCUCCGGAGCUUUCACUGCCGCGUUCGUCAUCGAUUACGUGUUUGGCUCGAUCAUGCGCAAAGGGUUUGUAUGUGUAGACUUAUACAGAGGUGCUGCUAACGCGACAGAAAGACACUGCACUCUGGAAAUCUCCAUAAGCGACCCGAGAUUGAGACAACAGAGCUUGCUAUUCAUUUUAUUGCCCGUAACUUUCUUCGUCUGUCUCGCAGUCAAGCUGAGCGCUCCGUUGAGAUUACGCUCAAUCGCUCGUUUCCUCCAGAUCGUAACCGGUGUGACGUUUGCUUUCACGUUUGUACCAUGGUUGAUACAACAGUUUACUGAUGUUCUCCCGUACUGGCUCAAAGCCUCGGUCGUUGUUCUUAGCAUCUUCUUCUGGCUGGGUUUUCCGCCAUUACGGAAGAAAGCAUCGCUGGCUCUCGUGUUUUACUUUUACGCGUUUGUUAUCAAGUGGAGAGUUUACCAGACAAUCACCAUUGGUAUCCAAUAUAAUCCACAUCUUUUUUACACUUUGCUUUUGGUUUCAAGUUUAUUCAUCUGGAUGAGUCCUUAUCUUGGGAUGUUCAGCGUUACAUCCAUUUAUACCUACUACAAGUAAGUUGGAUCACUGAAUUUCCUUCUCAUGGCAUUUCCCUUCAGAACGGACCAUGAGAAAAUUAAGUAUGACUGAUUCCCUGCUCGUGUUGCUAGAUAGUUAAUCGCUCUACAAGUUUCUCAUUUCAAAGCUUAGUCCUCAAUCCGCAGAAAACAAAGGAAAUGAGACAGAGUAAUCGUAUCCUGAAAGAGAGAAAUUAGUUUUGUUUUUCUUUUUUUCUGUAAAAAUCGAGGAGUAAAAUGGUGAACCAUAAUCCAUGAGUUUGAAGCGAGAAUCACCUAUCUGUCACACUCCGAGUAUUGAGACUCGAACCAGAUCUUUCGGUCAUCUCAGUUUUCCACUCCUCUUUGUGUCAUAGGGAGGCUGGGGAGAGGGAAAAAGAAAGCACGCGACGGAGGAUGGGAAGAGGAUCGGAAAGAGAGGAAAAGCGAAGCCGAAGAAAGCCGCAAAAAAUAUCUCCUUUAGCAUUAAACAGCAAAUGACAGGUUUGUCUUCUUUUUCAGAUGGAGACUUCAGAAAGCGUUCUUUACCCAGCACAGUGUUGGUUCGAUGGGUUGCGGGGGAAUAAGUAUCCGCGACUUCUUUCCAGUUCUAUCUUGCUGUACUCAUCGGCAUGAUGCAUCCACGGACCCCUUGCUGAUGGCCGACCUUGAGCCGCUCACCCCAGAGUACAUCAGCAACGUAGCAGUCGAUUACUGGCGCAAAGAAUCGUCUUUGAAAGCACCCUCAUACGCCGUGAUGUCUCUAUCGCCAGAAGGAAACGAACGUAUCGACCAUCAGCCUGGAGAAGUUUGCGACGAGAUAAAGCUGUCGCCUGGCUGCGUGCAUCAAACUGAUGCCAUGGUAACGUCAGCUGCUGUGAUGGCCCUCAGUCCGGAACAGGCGGAGCCGUUCAGAGAUUUGCAGAUCAUGCUGGGGCUUACUAUCAGGAAAGGAUUCAGAAGUAAUCCUAACGAAACCAUGGGCUGUUCCCCGUGGCUAGCCAAGGUAUGAAGAACUCUAAAGAACAAAAUAUUUAGCCUUAUCAGUAGGCUCGAACAGCGGCUGGUAAUCGAGCACCCAGUUUCUUUCUUUUCUUUCCUUUUUAUUUCGUGUUUCUUCUUCCCAGAAGCCUUCGUUAUCUUCUCCCACUGGCUCGUUUCCAUUCGAGUGUACUGGAAACUUUUAUUCCGAACUGUUAUUCAGACACACAAAGAGAGAAUUAAGUAUGGUUUAUGUAGAAUCCAAAAGUCCUCGCAACAAAUAAAUAUUCCAUUGGAUGUAGCGAAAUUUUGACAAGGAGGCUUCAAUCCCCUUACAGACGACAAAAACGAGUUUGCCUCAACAAAAUAAUGUGAAACUGAGCAAUUUUCUCGCUGAACAUUACUACCCAUGCACAACUCCUCUAUUCACCCCGAUAGUUGCAUUCAUGCCUUGCACGUUAUGUUGCUAUCGCAGGUUCUUGCAGUUUUGAUUCAAAGUAUCGCAGCUUUUCCCGUGAUGUUCCUGGCCAUAAUUUCCCUGAGUGACGCGUGGAAAAUGAGAGACGAGGAAGGCUACGCUGUGGCCGUGUUUGUCACGUACUCCAUAAUAUUCAUCGCCAUAGCUCUUAUGCCAACUGGUGGUGAACCACCAUGGUUCUUUGACAAGUUUGUGAGGUAUGAAAUUGAAAUCGUCUAUCUAGUCCUUUUUUAAAGAAAAGACAGUGUCAGUUUAUAAGGUCGUAGGUCAUUUGCUAUACCCGGAAAAGAAUUAAGACAAACAAACAAAAAUAGACUUUUUUCUGUAUCUGGUGCUUGUGCUUGAAUCUUGACUUUAUUCCCAGCUUCUCUUUUCGUUCUUUCCCCUGGAGCGAAAGAUUAAUUAGCCUGCGAGCAAGCUUUCCAUUCCAGGGACUCUGAAGAAGUCACGCGUGAGCGACACGCAGAAAAGGACUCGAGAGCGUUCUUUAACCAGACGAUUGGAGAGUUCAUGUGCUCGCAGGCUAAAGAGGACGGCGGAGAGCGACUCGGAGGACGAGGUUGAAAAAACUGUCCAUAACAAAACACAGCCUUCAGAGAAACUUCUCUUCGUCCUUACUUUUGGUAAUAAGUUUGACUCUCUAAACGUCUACUCGCCAACGUUCCACGCCAAUGCACUCGCUGUGUACAGUCGACCCUCUCUUAACGAAAACCUCUAUUAGACGGAUACUUAGAGUUGGUCCCUGCCUUUCUUUACUCUCUUCAUUUGACUCUCUAUAAGACAAACUCUCUCUAAGACGGACACUUCCAGUUAGUGCCGGUCCCAAAGAUUUCCUUUUUAGCGAGAGAGUUGGCUGUAUAUUUAUGUUUUCUACCACUGUCAAGCUCGUUGCGCUUUGAGUACGUUCCCUUCGUAGGUGUAAACCAGCCCUAACUAUGACUUUCCGUCACCCAUGUUUUUUGCGUCGUAACGUCGCCUCUUCCUCAGUCCACUUUGGGGAAAAGCAAAAAAAUCCUUUUACUAAUUGUUUGUUUGCAUGUUCGGGUUUCCAUUCCUCUUUGCCUCAAUUUAUACUUCGCCUUUAGCGAGGCUAGUCUCUUAAAAGAGAACUUGUAUUAAACCAUUUACGUGUUAAGUCAUUAAUUCUUUUGUUUUGUUGGUAAUAGGUGGUGUCACGUUCACUUGUAUCACGUGCGAUUUUUACGCGAGGUCUUCCAAGUUAACAACGUCGGACCCAAUCCACCUGCGCUUUUAUCUCUAAGUGAUGCCGGGCGCCUAGAGAAAUAUGGUCUGCUCUCCCUGCUGAAGAAAAGGCUGAAAAAGAUACUCAUCGUUGACGGAAGCUUUAUUUCCAGUGACGCAGACUACUCCAAAUACCUCUUAAAAUCCAUGGAUCAGGCAAGGGAACAGUUACAUUGUGAGUUCGUUGGUUUGGGCGGCCGGGAUGUCAUAGGACAGAUGAAUAAAGAAUAUGUAAAAGUCCCUCGAGGACGACAGCCGAGGCAUUAUCGAUUUUUAGUUCGGUACUUCGACAAGAAACUUGAUGGUGGUUACUUCGAGGUUGGUACCGGUGAGAUAAUGAUCAUUGCUCCUCGUCACCCUGACAACGGGGUCACGCCUCCAGCAGACAUGGACACAACUUGGGUCCAGUACAACCACGACACAGGAGAGGAACUGGAUACAACAUUGUGGGGUCCAGGACCAGUUCUAGAGGCGCAGGAUGUUGACCGCCUAACUUUCUGUUGUUGCGAAUCUUGUCAUUCAAGCUCGACAAUUCUUCGCUGGAUUUCAGAUAAGCUGUGUGUGGGCUUCCCACAUACCUUGACAGUCAACCAGUUUUUUACAUCGUCGCUUUUUACAGCAUAUCACCGUGAAGGAUAUCGUGCUUGCGUGGAGUCCAGCGCUGAGGAGUUCUUGACCGGCAGUGAGGCAAUAAAUCUUACAGGCUUUGUUUAACUUAUUUACUCCAAGCAUCAGCAUGAAUAUUCUCCACACGGUUCAACAUGGGUUUCCUUUGGUACUGAUGAGGAGAAUAUCGAUUAAGAUCAAGACCUAUAAUCAUUUCCUUUAUUCUUUUUCACCUUCAUGUUUGAUACGACGGUGAUAUCAUAAACAAAUAUUUGAAAAAUGAGAUGAUGCUCACUAUUAGGCCUUACAGGAAUAGAUAAGCAUAAGACAAGGAAUUUUGAACGCCAGUGGCAGAAUAUUUGUAUAAUAAUGAUGAUGAUGAUGAUAAUGAUGAUGAUAAUAAUAAUAUAAUAGCCCGUGUUGAAAAACUUCCAAAUUUUGUUUCAGAAUCGCCAUUUAUGUUUUGUCUUCUUUAUUACCGUAAUUUUAAACUACGAAAAAGGGCCAUAGUUCUGUUUUUAUGGUGACGGUAUGGCACUACGGCGCGCUAAAAGUUAAACUCAAGCUAGCGCAUGCUCCCUGUGCCCAAGUACUGCUAGAACCUGGUUUGUAUAGGUGGUUUUCAUGCAAUCUCGGGAGACACAAAUAACAAUGGUGAAAUGAACAAAUGCUGGUGGACAAACAAAGCGAGCUAAUGAGCCAUCUUUUGUUUACCGUCCACCAGCAUGGCGGCGAUGACGUAACGUGAAAACCACUUAUUGAAAUCAGGAGGGAGUUGUAGGAUCAUGCGCGAUGUGACACCAACUACAACGACACUAAGCCAAUGGUGCAACCUAAAUAGUAAGCAUGUUCCCUUGGUUUCCCUCUCCGAAAUUCGGUACGAUCUGUAGGUUCUGCAUGAUCUAUAGGUUCAAGAGAAAAUGGACGCGCCCAAUUUAGCAACAUGUUUUUAUUUAGAAAGAGCCCGCGAAAUAAGAAAACUAGGGUCUCGUUAUCAGAGAACGAUCACGCUUUCAGUUGCUAUAUCGGCGCCAGUAGAAGGGAUUGUUUGAUCAAAAAUUAGCAUGUUAGUACAUACGUGUGGAUCUCCAUCCCCGCCAAAAUUCAAACUUGUUGUUCUCAGAUCUAAACCUUCAAUUCAAGACGGUUAAAUUGGUUGAAUUGCCAAAAUGAUUGUUUUAAUUCAAUAAUUGCAAAUUUAAAUUGAGAGCAAGAAUGUUUGAAUUGAAGGUUUGGAUCUAAGAACAACACGUUUGAAUUUUGGCGGGGAUGGAGAUCCAUACAUUACUACUGUAUAUUUGUUGUGUUCGAUUCGCACUCGUCACCAUUAUAUUGUUUCCAGUAAUACAGUGUAAAAGAUAGUAAUGUCGACGAUGGAUACACUCGUUUUUUAGAAUGCUUUCCUUUUGAUGAAUAAAGGAUUUGCGAAUUCUCUUAUUCAAAUACUUUCGCGACUCUUUAAUAUAUUGAAGCGAGCGCACUUAAUUUCGUUUGCUCCCUAAUCGCAAAAUGCUUCCCUUCUUUGUGAAAGGACAUCGAUAUCAGAAAAGUUUAGGUAGUUAUCGCUGUACUCAACCGCUAAGACGCGGAGUCAAAACAAAACCAUUGAGGCCUCACUAGCCAUAUUUGCAUGCGGACGACUUCCGUGUCCAGUUUCCCUGUUGUUUCUAGAAGGAAAGUCACGUGGUCACCUUUUGUUUUAUUUUCCUCGUGGCUUUUCCGUUCCCGUUUUAUACUGUUUGGUAUAAAAAGGGAACGGGAAAAAGCCCGGUUUCACUUUCGCGUGUUUCCCACUAUCCGAGAGCAGGGAACAGGCUAACGUAAUUCAGACUUUUUGAUUCGCCUUGCCGGCGCAACCGUGCCCUGGAAAAUGAGAGUAGCGCCUGAUCUUAGCUUAGCGCGGGACGAGUUAUCGGUAAGAUACGAGUGUAGAAAUUCAUGUAAAUUAAGUUCAUCAGUGGUUUAUUCAGGUUUGGUUCCAGUGCAUAGCAUUUGUAAUAAUUUUUAUACGUUUCCAAGCAUGUUAUGUCGCUUGUCAUCUGAAAGCUUCAAUAAGCUUCAAACUCUAGUGGUAAACUAUUCUUUUUUCAUUAUUUUCUUUUGCAUAUCAACGGCCUUUAGUCAUUGAACACGGAUUGAAUAACCGAUUGACUGAUAGACUUCGUGAAGUUGUGACUAUGUACAUUUUAGGUUGAGCGUUGUGUCAAGCAUUACUGUUUUCAUUGUAUCUUUGCCUGCGAAUAUAGCCUUCUCUCCUAGCUCUUCAUGUGUGAAUAGAAUCACUUAAUUCUCGCGAAGCGAGUUUAUAAUUUUGUCGAUUGCAAGCCGAGUUCGAUUUUGCUUUGGUCGUAAAUCUUUCUAUCGGUUUGGUAUCCGAAGUUGCCUAGCAACGAUGUCGCGACUAGAUUUUUGGUCUGAGAUUAUUUCGCGGUCGAAAGGAACGUGAAAUCCGACAAUGGAUUUGUAACCUUGGUAACUUUUCGCAAACGCAUGCAAUAUGCAUGAUAGCCUCUAAAGAAAAGACGUGUUUUCUACUGUUUGACAAAUUAUGCGAUUAUUCCGUGCAGAAUUUUGUGGUCGGCAGUUCCAAUAGCGACGAUGGCACAUAAACAGUUCAAGAAAGUAUUGCGUUAAAGUUGAAAAUUAUCUAAAGGUUGUCGGCUCAGUUUGAUCCAGUUUCGUAGCUCGGAUUUUUUAUGUAGCACGAUCGAGUGCCUAUCGAGUCUACAAGCGAGUUUAUAGAAAGGUAGCAGUUGAUUUGUCCUUCUUACGUGUUUGUGUUUCAGCACUCUUUAGCGACAAAUGGCUAGCACAUGGAUAUUUUACUGUACCAAGAACAAUCCUCCAGUGUUUUCAGACGUUUUACGGCAAAUGGCAACAACUAGGAAACUAUACUGGGAAUACUUAUACUGGAAAUACCGCUGGAUCAUCUGACUAAUUUCGAAUCCACUGUGAAUGGAACAGCGUAGAUCACUAAUCCGUUAAUCUGGAUUCGGAUUCUUCGGAUUUCAAAUUUAAUGAAUCCUUCUCCAGAUCAAAAAUCCGGAUUUGGAUUUGCCGAAAGGAACGCGAAAUCCGUUUUAAGAUCUAAAAUUCGCUCCAAUUGACGUCAUUCAGUCUAGGUGCAUUUUGAGGUUUCCAGGCAACACUUACAGCAAGGAGCCCUUUUGAUUUAUUCACAUUCUUUCGUGCAGACUUAAUCCAAUCAGAAGCUAGCUGGAAGCUGUCCUCGACUUCUGAUUGGUUAAUGUCUCCAUGAAAGAAUUUGAGUUAUUAAAGGUCACACUUGGGGGUUCCUUGCUGUAAGGAAGAAGAAAACGACAACAAGAAACCGUGGAGAAGAAAGGCGGAUAUGGUUAUUCAUUCUCUGUUGAAAAAAAAUGUUUAUUGAUACUGAAUCGUAACCGAUUCUCCUCAUGUAAAAUGUAGAAAGUUGCAAGCGGUACAACGCCGUCAGCAAGAGAAUUCGCCACAGUUUUGCGAGACACUUAAUAUCGCUUUGUCGGCCAUAUCAUCUUCAAAUGCGACGAAAUGAGUUAAAGUACUGUUUUUGCCAUCAAAACCAUGCUUAUUUUCCUCCACUACAUUUUUGAAUUCUUGAUAAAUACAGCUCUACGAGCUUCAAACAGCGUCUAUCGACAGAAUUUCAUGGGCAAAAACGUUAAAGAUAAUUCAUUCAAAAUAUACGUGCAACACUUGGUCUCGUAGCGCAAUGGUUAAGGUGAUGGCCUUACACGUUAAUUGUCCGGGUUUGGACUCCCGCCUGAGGAAACUUUUUAUUUUACUUUAUUUUUUGGUCGUUUUCGUAUUGUUUUCUUUUUUUGACACAUUUAACCUAUUGGCUGGUAUUACUUCCCCUCAUCACAGCUUCGCGAGGUGUUGCGAUAAACGAAUUUCUAGUUAAAUAUGAGUAUAAUGAUUUCUAUGUUGUUCAAUUAAGUUUCUACGCUCGUGAUAGAUCCGCAUGAAUUCCUUCGUUGACACUGGAACUAAAGGAGAUGAUACAGGAGACGAUUCGCAAAUGGUUACAACAUUGUUCCAACAUUGCAGCGCUGUGUUGCGCUAAAAAUCGUCUUUGCGAAUCGUCUCGUGUAACAUCGCCUUAAAAGGGCUUUCCGAAGUUCACCUACACAAUUUCGGUUGGUGUGAUGUUUUAGCGAUUUUGACCGAUCUAUGAUGUAGAUGUAGAUGUAAAGAUGUAGAGUAAGAAGGUGGUUCACAUAAAUCACACCUCCAAGGUAAACCCACAUGUUCGCCCGCACUUCCAAGCCAACAGCUCUUGUUAGUCUCAUGAUCUUUGUUGUGCUUUAUCCCCAACUAAGAUCCAAGAGGGCCGUAUAAACAUGCCAGAAGAAAACAGCAACAUUGGUCUGGCCUUCUCUGGCGGCGGGAUUCGCUCGGCCGCAUUAAGUUCUGGGGUCUUGCGACGGCUACUUCAUCGCGGUGUGAAGGUGGAUUACAUCAGCUGUGUCUCUGGCGGGAAUUAUACCGCGGCUGCCUAUUUGGACUGGAAAUACCGUUUGUCUGCACGUAAGUUAGUAUGUCACGCAAUUUAGGUCAUGUCACGCAAUUUCAGGUAAUUAGGCUUCCGGUGCGCAGAUGUCAACCUCGUCCCCAGGGCGCUUUUCCCUGGCUUUGGAGGACGAGGAUGUGCAGACGUGUGUAGAACUGAGAUCAUAAAUUAGAGAAAGUCAGGGAAAGUCAAAAAAGGGCAUAGAUGGAGACAACUGCACAUAAUUAAAACACUUUACCUUCGAGAAAUCAGACACAACGUCUCCCAGACAUUUUCUCAAUGAUUGGUGAUUACCGAAAUCGUCGUUACGUCAACUGUCUCUAAAACGGAGACCUUUGGGACCGGCAGUAAGUGUCCGUCUUACAGAGGUGUCCGUCUUAUAGAGGGUCAAAUAUAGGGAGUAAGAAAGGCAGGCACCAAUUCUGGGUGUCCGUUUUACACUCGGAUGGGGAGGGGGGUACUCAAAAAUUUUUAUACGGGGAGGCUCCACCUCGAGGUCCAACCCCUUACCCUUUUAUAUACCAUUUUUCACGAAAAAGGUACCCCUUUCGUAUACCUUCUAUUGACAAAUGGUACCCCUUUCACAUACCUUGUUUAGGACAUUGCAUCCCUUUCAACUGGUGUAAAUGCACUGUCAUUUAAAUAGGAAUCAAUCACAAGAAUAGAACGUUUUCUCGACUUUAUAAAGCAAUAAAAUUCAUCUGUUCGGUCCUUUGGGCCCUUUCACAGACCCAAAUGACAGAUUCUCCUACCCUUUCGUAUACUUCAACGAGUAAAAUCCCUACCCUUUUAUAUCAGGUCUCCGUCUUUUAGAGGUGAGAUUCGACGGUAUUCCUUAUUUUGAGUUGACUCGCUGGGGCUUUGUGCGGGAUGUAGUCUGUUCACUUCUGUAUUUCAUCUUAUGAUCUUUGUUGUGCUUUAUUCCCAACUAAGAUCCAAGAGGCCCGUAUAAACAUGACAGAAGAAAACCGCAACAUUGGUCUGGGCUUCUCUGGCGGAGGGAUUCGCUCGGCCGCAUUAAGUUCUGGGGUCUUGCGACGGCUACUUCAUCGCGGUGUGAAGGUGGAUUACAUCAGCUGUGUCUCUGGCGGGAAUUAUACCGCGGCUGCCUAUUUGGACUGGAAAUACCGGCAUGGCAAGCAAGAUGACCAUAAAUGGCAUAAAGAGUUUUUUGAGCACUUGCGCAGUAGGGUCGGGUACGUCUGCAACUGGGAAAGACCACUACAAGGCAUUCUGGACACUGUGCUACUCGUUUUGCUGCUCAUCACAGUAAAUCUUAUCAUCCCUUGCGUGUCAUACAGCUCCGGAGCUUUCACUGCCGCGUUCGUCAUCGAUUACGUGUUUGGCUCGAUCAUGCGCAAAGGGUUUGUAUGUGUAGACUUAUACAGAGGUGCUGCUAACGCGACAGAAAGACACUGCACUCUGGAAAUCUCCAUAAGCGACCCGAGAUUGAGACAACAGAGCUUGCUAUUCAUUUUAUUGCCCGUAACUUUCUUCGUCUGUCUCGCAGUCAAGCUGAGCGCUCCGUUGAGAUUACGCUCAAUCGCUCGUUUCCUCCAGAUCGUAACCGGUGUGACGUUUGCUUUCACGUUUGUACCAUGGUUGAUACAACAGUUUACUGAUGUUCUCCCGUACUGGCUCAAAGCCUCGGUCGUUGUUCUUAGCAUCUUCUUCUGGCUGGGUUUUCCGCCAUUACGGAAGAAAGCAUCGCUGGCUCUCGUGUUUUACUUUUACGCGUUUGUUAUCAAGUGGAGAGUUUACCAGACAAUCACCAUUGGUAUCCAAUAUAAUCCACAUCUUUUUUACACUUUGCUUUUGGUUUCAAGUUUAUUCAUCUGGAUGAGUCCUUAUCUUGGGAUGUUCAGCGUUACAUCCAUUUAUACCUACUACAAGUAAGUUGGAUCACUGAAUUUCCUUCUCAUGGCAUUUCCCUUCAGAACGGACCAUGAGAAAAUUAAGUAUGACUGAUUCCCUGCUCGUGUUGCUAGAUAGUUAAUCGCUCUACAAGUUUCUCAUUUCAAAGCUUAGUCCUCAAUCCGCAGAAAACAAAGGAAAUGAGACAGAGUAAUCGUAUCCUGAAAGAGAGAAAUUAGUUUUGUUUUUCUUUUUUUCUGUAAAAAUCGAGGAGUAAAAUGGUGAACCAUAAUCCAUGAGUUUGAAGCGAGAAUCACCUAUCUGUCACACUCCGAGUAUUGAGACUCGAACCAGAUCUUUCGGUCAUCUCAGUUUUCCACUCCUCUUUGUGUCAUAGGGAGGCUGGGGAGAGGGAAAAAGAAAGCACGCGACGGAGGAUGGGAAGAGGAUCGGAAAGAGAGGAAAAGCGAAGCCGAAGAAAGCCGCAAAAAAUAUCUCCUUUAGCAUUAAACAGCAAAUGACAGGUUUGUCUUCUUUUUCAGAUGGAGACUUCAGAAAGCGUUCUUUACCCAGCACAGUGUUGGUUCGAUGGGUUGCGGGGGAAUAAGUAUCCGCGACUUCUUUCCAGUUCUAUCUUGCUGUACUCAUCGGCAUGAUGCAUCCACGGACCCCUUGCUGAUGGCCGACCUUGAGCCGCUCACCCCAGAGUACAUCAGCAACGUAGCAGUCGAUUACUGGCGCAAAGAAUCGUCUUUGAAAGCACCCUCAUACGCCGUGAUGUCUCUAUCGCCAGAAGGAAACGAACGUAUCGACCAUCAGCCUGGAGAAGUUUGCGACGAGAUAAAGCUGUCGCCUGGCUGCGUGCAUCAAACUGAUGCCAUGGUAACGUCAGCUGCUGUGAUGGCCCUCAGUCCGGAACAGGCGGAGCCGUUCAGAGAUUUGCAGAUCAUGCUGGGGCUUACUAUCAGGAAAGGAUUCAGAAGUAAUCCUAACGAAACCAUGGGCUGUUCCCCGUGGCUAGCCAAGGUAUGAAGAACUCUAAAGAACAAAAUAUUUAGCCUUAUCAGUAGGCUCGAACAGCGGCUGGUAAUCGAGCACCCAGUUUCUUUCUUUUCUUUCCUUUUUAUUUCGUGUUUCUUCUUCCCAGAAGCCUUCGUUAGCUUCUCCCACUGGCUCGUUUCCAUUCGAGUGUACUGGAAACUUUUAUUCCGAACUGUUAUUCAGACACACAAAGAGAGAAUUAAGUAUGGUUUAUGUAGAAUCCAAAAGUCCUCGCAACAAAUAAAUAUUCCAUUGGAUGUAGCGAAAUUUUGACAAGGAGGCUUCAAUCCCCUUACAGACGACAAAAACGAGUUUGCCUCAACAAAAUAAUGUGAAACUGAGCAAUUUUCUCGCUGAACAUUACUACCCACGCACAACUCCUCUAUUCACCCCGAUAGUUGCAUUCAUGCCUUGCACGUUAUGUUGCUAUCGCAGGUUCUUGCAGUUUUGAUUCAAAGCAUCGCAGCUUUUCCCGUGAUGUUCCUGGCCAUAAUUUCCCUGAGUGACGAGUGGAAAAUGAGAGACGAGGAAGGCUACGCUGUGGCCGUGUUUGUCACGUACUUCAUAAUAUUCAUCGCCAUAGCUCUUAUGCCAACAGGUGGUGAACCACCAUGGUUCUUUGACAAGUUUGUGAGGUAUGAAAUUGAAAUCGUCUAUCCAGUCCUUUUUUAAAGAAAAGACAGUGUCAGUUUAUAAGGUCGUAGGUCAUUUGCUAUACCCGGGAAAGAAUUAAGACAAACAAACAAAAAUAGACUUUUUUCUGUAUCUGGCGCUUGUGCUUGAAUCUUGACUUUAUCCCCAGGUUCUGUUUUCGUUCUUUCCCCUGGAGCGAAAGAGUAAUUAGCCUGCGAGGAAGCUUUCUAUUACAAGGACUCUGGAGAAGUCACGCGUGAGCGACACGCAGAAAAGGACGCGAGAGCGUUCUUUAACCAGACGAUUGGAGAGUUCAUGUGCUCGCAGGCUAAAGAGGACGGCGGAGAGCGACUCGGAGGACGAGGUUGAAAAAACUGUCGAUAACAAAACACAGCCUUCAGAGAAACUUCUCUUCGUCCUUACUUUUGGUAAUAAGUUUGACUCUCUAAACGUCUACUCGCCAACGUUCCAUGCCAAUGCACUGGCUGUGUACAGUCGACCCUCUCUUAACGAAAACCUCUAUUAGACGGAUACUUAGAGUUGGUCCCUGCCUUUCUUUACUCCCUUCAUUUGACUCUCUAUAAGACAAACAUCUCUCUCCAUUCCUCUUUGCCUCAAUUUAUACUUCGCCUUUAGCGAGGCUAGUCUCUUAACCGAGAACUUGCAUUAAACAAUUUACGUGUUAAGUCAUUAAUUCUUUUGUUUUGUUGGUAAUAGGUGGUGUCACGUUCACUUGUAUCAUGUGCGAAUUUUACGCGAGGUCUUCCAAGUUAACAACGUCGGACCCAAUCCACCUGCGCUUUUAUCUCUAAGUGAUGCCGGGCGCCUAGAGAAAUAUGGUCUGCUCUCCCUGCUGAAGAAAAGGCUGAAAAAGAUACUCAUCGUUGACGGAAGCUUUAUUUCCAGUGACGCAGACUACUCCAAAUACCUCUUAAAAUCCAUGGAUCAGGCAAGGGAACAGUUACAUUGUGAGUUCGUUGGUUUGGGCGGCCGGGAUGUCAUAGGACAGAUGAAUAAAGAAUAUGUAAAAGUCCCUCGAGGACGACAGCCGAGGCAUUAUCGAUUUUUAGUUCGGUACUUCGACAAGAAACUUGAUGGUGGUUACUUCGAGGUUGGUACCGGUGAGAUAAUGAUCAUUGCUCCUCGUCACCCUGACAACGGGGUCACGCCUCCAGCAGACAUGGACACAACUUGGGUCCAGUACAACCACGACACAGGAGAGGAACUGGAUACAACAUUGUGGGGUCCAGGACCAGUUCUAGAGGCGCAGGAUGUUGACCGCCUAACUUUCUGUUGUUGCGAAUCUUGUCAUUCAAGCUCGACAAUUCUUCGCUGGAUUUCAGAUAAGCUGUGUGUGGGCUUCCCACAUACCUUGACAGUCAACCAGUUUUUUACAUCGUCGCUUUUUACAGCAUAUCACCGUGAAGGAUAUCGUGCUUGCGUGGAGUCCAGCGCUGAGGAGUUCUUGACCGGCAGUGAGGCAAUAAAUCUUACAGGCUUUGUUUAACUUAUUUACUCCAAGCAUCAGCAUGAAUAUUCUCCACACGGUUCAACAUGGGUUUCCUUUGGUACUGAUGAGGAGAAUAUCGAUUAAGAUCAAGACCUAUAAUCAUUUCCUUUAUUCUUUUUCACCUUCAUGUUUGAUACGACGGUGAUAUCAUAAACAAAUAUUUGAAAAAUGAGAUGAUGCUCACUAUUAGGCCUUACAGGAAUAGAUAAGCAUAAGACAAGGAAUUUUGAACGCCAGUGGCAGAAUAUUUGUAUAAUAAUGAUGAUGAUGAUGAUAAUGAUGAUGAUAAUAAUAAUAUAAUAGCCCGUGUUGAAAAACUUCCAAAUUUUGUUUCAGAAUCGCCAUUUAUGUUUUGUCUUCUUUAUUACCGUAAUUUUAAACUACGAAAAAGGGCCAUAGUUCUGUUUUUAUGGUGACGGUAUGGCACUACGGCGCGCUAAAAGUUAAACUCAAGCUAGCGCAUGCUCCCUGUGCCCAAGUACUGCUAGAACCUGGUUUGUAUAGGUGGUUUUCAUGCAAUCUCGGGAGACACAAAUAACAAUGGUGAAAUGAACAAAUGCUGGUGGACAAACAAAGCGAGCUAAUGAGCGAUCUUUUGUUUACCGUCCACCAGCAUGGCGGAGAUGACGUAACGUGAAAACCACUUAUUGAAAUCAGGAGGGAGUUGUAGGAUCAUGCGCGAUGUGACACCAACUACAACGACACUAAGCCAAUGGUGCAACCUAAAUAGUAAGCAUGUUCCCUUGGUUUCCCUCUCCGAAAUUCGGUACGAUCUGUAGGUUCUGCAUGAUCUAUAGGUUCAAGAGAAAAUGGACGCGCCCAAUUUAGCAACAUGUUUUUAUUUAGAAAGAGCCCGCGAAAUAAGAAAACUAGGGUCUCGUUAUCAGAGAACGAUCACGCUUUCAGUUGCUAUAUCGGCGCCAGUAGAAGGGAUUGUUUGAUCAAAAAUUAGCAUGUUAGUACAUACGUGUGGAUCUCCAUCCCCGCCAAAAUUCAAACUUGUUGUUCUCAGAUCUAAACCUUCAAUUCAAGACGGUUAAAUUGGUUGAAUUGCCAAAAUGAUUGUUUUAAUUCAAUAAUUGCAAAUUUAAAUUGAGAGCAAGAAUGUUUGAAUUGAAGGUUUGGAUCUAAGAACAACACGUUUGAAUUUUGGCGGGGAUGGAGAUCCAUACAUUACUACUGUAUAUUUGUUGUGUUCGAUUCUCACUCGUCACCAUUAUAUUGUUUCCAGUAAUACAGUGUAAAAGAUAGUAAUGUCGACGAUGGAUACACUCGUUUUUUAGAAUGCUUUCCCUUUGAUGAAUAAAGGGUUUGCGAAUUCUCUUAUUCAAAUACUCUCGCGACUCUUUAAUAUAUUGAAGCGAGCGCACUUAAUUUCGUUUGCUCCCUAAUCGCAAAAUGCUUCCCUUCUUUGUGAAAGGACAUCAGAAAAGUUUAGGUAGUUAUCGCUGUACUCAAUCGCUAAGACGCGGAGUCAAAACAAAACCAUUGAGGCCUCACUAGCCAUAUUUGCAUGCGGACGACUUCCGUGUCGAGUUUCCCUGUUGUUUCUAGAAGGGAAGUCACGUGGUCACCUUUUGUUUUAUUUUCCGCGGGGCUUUUCCGUUCCCGUUUUAUACUUUUUGGUAUAAAAAGGGAACGGGAAAAAGCCCCGUUUCACUUUCGCGUGUUUCCUCACUAUCUGAGAGCCGGGAACUGGCUAACGUAAUUCAGACUUUUUGAUUCGCCUUGCCGGCGCAACCGUGCCCUGGAAAAUGAGAGUAGCGCCUGAUCUUAGCUUAGCGCGGGACGAGUUACCGGUAAGAUACGAGUGUAGAAAUCCUUGUAAAUUAAGUUUAUCAGUGGUUUAUUCAGGUUUCGUUCCAGUGCAUAGCAUUUGUAAUAAUUUUUAUACGUUUCCAAGCAUGUUAUGUCGCUUGUCAUCUGAAAGCUUCAAUAAGCUUCAAACUAAACUAUGCUUUUUUCAUUAUUUUCUUUUGCAUAUCAACGGCCUUUAGUCAUUGAACACGGGUUGAAUAACCGAUUGACUGAUAGACUUCGUGCAGUUGUGACUGCAUACAUUUUAGGUUGAGCGUUGUGUCAAGCAUUACUGUUUUCAUUGUAUCUUUGCCUGCGAAUAUAGCCUUCUCUCCUAGCUCUUCAUCUGUGAAUAGAAUCACUUAAUUCUCGCGAAGCGAGUUUAUAAUUUUGUCGAUUACAAGCGGAGUUCGAUUUUGCUUUGGUCGUAAAUCUUUCUAUCGGAUUGGUAUCCGGAGUUGCCUAGCAACGAUGUCGCGACUAGGUUGUGUUCUUUCGGCGAUUCCAAAAAAGGAUUUUUGGUCUGAGAUUAUUUCGCGGUCGAAAGGAACGUGAAAUCCGACAAUGGAUUUGUAACCUUGGUAACUUUUCGCAAACGCGUGCAAUAUGCAUGAUAGCCUCUAAAGAAAAGACGUGUUUUCUACUGUUUGACAAAUUAUGCGAUUGUGCAGAAUUUUGUGGUCGGCAGUGCUAAUAGCGACGAUGGAACAUAAACAGUUCAAGAAAGAAUCGCGUUAAAGUUGAAAAUUAUCUAAAGGUUGUCGGCUCGGUUCCAGUUUCGUAGCUCGGAUUUUUUAUGUAACACGAUCGAGUGCCUAUCGAGUCUACAAGCGAGUUUAUAGAAAGGUAGCAGUUCAUUAGUUCCUCUUACGUGGCUGUGUUUCAGCAAUCUUAAGCGACAAAUGGCUAGUGCAUGGAUAUUUACUGUACCACUAUGAACAAUCUUCCAGUGUUUUCAGACGUUUUACGGCAAAUGGCGACAACUAGGAAACUCUACGGGAAUACUUAUACUGGAAAUACCGAUGGAUCAUCUGACUUAUUUCGAAUCCACUGUGAAUGGAACAGCGUAGAUCACUAAUCCGUUAAUCUGGAUUCGGAUUCUUCGGAUUUCAAAUUCCAUGAAUCCUUUUCAAAAAGGAUUCUCCAGAUCAAAAAUCCGGAUUUGGAUUUGCCGAAAGGAACGCGAAAUCCGUUUUAAGAUCUAAAAUCCGUUUUGGGAUUCACCGAAAGGAACACACCCUAGGCUCCAAUUGACGUCAUUCAGUCUAACGUCAAGUCUAGGUGCAUUUUGAGGUUUCCAGGCAACACUUACAGCAAGUGUUGUUGUUUUUUUUGACAUAUUUAACCUAUUGGCUGGUUUCAAUUUAUUCAUAUUACUUCCCCUCAUCACAGCUUCGCGAGGUGUUGCGAUAAACGAAUUUCUAGUUACUGCGCUUUUUACAAACAUGCGAACUCUAAAGUUCAAAAGCCGCCUUCACAAUUGUGUUUUUCGCUGCCGUCAAUCAUAAUUACGAUCGCAAGCAACGAACCUUGCAACACCGAAACACACAAAACGGAUCGAAAUCCACCAAUCACAAAUCACAAACCUUGACCUUUUGAACCUGUUAAAGUAAAGUUUUGUUUCCUAAGAGGUCCGUUAAGAUGAUUGACGGCAGCGAAAAACGAAAUCGUCAGUUGGCUUUUGAACUUUAGAAUUCGCAUGUUUGUGAAAAGCGCAGUAAAUAUGAGUAUAAUGAUUUCUAUGUUGUUCAAUUCAGUUCCUACGCCCGUGAUAGAUCCGCAUUAAUUCCUUUGUUGACACUGGAACUAAAGGUGAUGUUACACGAGACGAUUCGCAACGACGAUUUUUAGCGCAACACAGCGUUGCAAUAUUGUUGCGACAUUGUUUUGAAUGGUUACAACAUUAUUCCAACAUUGCAGCGCUGUGUUGCGCUAAAAAUCGUUGUUGCGAAUCGUCUCGUGUAACAUCGCUUUUAAAGGGCUUUCCGAAAUUCACCUACACAAUUACGGUUGGUGUGAUGUUUUAGCAAUUUUGACCGACCUAUGAUGUAGAUGUAGAUGUUAGUCUCAUGAUCUUUGUUGUGCUUUAUUCCCAACUAAGAUCCAAGAGGGCCGUGUAAACAUGACAGAAGAAAACCGCAACAUUGGUCUGGGAUUCUCUGGCGGAGGGAUUCGCUCGGCCGCAUUAAGUUCUGGGGUCUUGCGACGGCUACUUCAUCGCGGUGUGAAGGUGGAUUACAUCAGCUGUGUCUCUGGCGGGAAUUAUACCGCGGCUGCCUAUUUGGACUGGAAAUACCGGCAUGGCAAGCAAGAUGACCAUAUAUGGCAUAAAAAGUUUUUUGAGCACUUGCGCAGUAGGGUCGGGUACGUCUGCAACUGGGAAAGACCACUACAAGGCAUUCUGGACACUGUGCUACUCGUUUUGCUGCUCAUCACAGUAAAUCUUAUCAUCCCUUGCGUGUCGUACAGCUCCGGAGCUUUCACUGCCGCGUUCGUCAUCGAUAACGUUUUUGGCUCGAUCAUGCGCAAAGGGUUUGUAUGUGUCGCUAACGCGACAGAAAGACACUGCACCCUGAAAAUCUCCAUAAGUGACCCGAGAUUGAGACAACAGAGCUUGCUAUUCAUUUUAUUGCCCGUAACUUUCUUCGUCUGUCACGCAAUCAAGCUGAGCGCUCCGUUGAGAUUACGCUCAAUCGCUCGCUUCCUCCAGAUCAUAACCGGUGUGACGUUUGCUUUCACGUUUGUACCAUGGUUGAUACAACAGUUUACUGAUGUUCUCCCGUACUGGCUCAAAGCCUCGGUCGUUGUUCUUAGCAUCUUCUUCUGGCUGGGUUUUCCGCCAUUACGGAAGAAAGCAUCGCUGGCUCUCGUGUUUUACUUUUACGCGUUUGUUAUCAAGUGGAGAGUUUACCAGACAAGCACCAUUGGUAUCCAAUAUAAUCCACAUCUUUUUUACACUUUGCUUUUGGUUUCAAGUUUAUUCAUCUGGUUGAGUCCUUAUCUUGGGAUGUUCAGCGUUACAUCCAUUUAUACCUACUACAAGUAAGUUGGAUCACUGAACUCCUUCUCAUGGCAUUUCCCUUCAGAACGGACCAUGAGAAAAUUUAGUAUGACUGAUUCCCUGCUCGUGUUGCCAGAUAGUUAAUCGCUCUACAAGUUUCAGAUUUCAAAGCUCAGUCCUCAAUGCGCAGAAAACAAAGGAAAAGAGACAGAGUAAUCGUAUCCUGAAAGAGAGAAGUUUUUUUCUGUGAAAAUCGAGGAGUAAAAGGGUGAACCAUAAGCCAUGAGUUUGAAGCGAGAAUCUCCCAUGUGUCACACUCCGAGUAUUGAGACUCGAACCAGAUCUUUCGGUCAUCUCAGUUUUCCACUCCUCUUUGUGUCAUAGGGAGGCUGGGGAGAGGGAAAAAAGAAAGCACGCGAGGGACGAUGGGAAGGGGAUCGGAAAGAGAGAAAAAGCGAGGCCGAAGAAAGCCGCAAAAAAUAUCCCCUUUAGCAUUAAACAGCAAAUAACAGGUUUGUCUUCUUUUCAGAUGGAGACUUCAGAAAGCGUUCUUUACCCAGCACAGUGUUGGUUCGAUGGGUUGCAGGGGAAUAAGUAUCCUUGACUUCUUUCCAGUUCUAUCUUGCUGUACUCAUCAGCAUGAUGCAUCCAAGGACCCCUUGCUGAUGGCCGACCUUGAGCCGCUUACCCCAGAGUACAUCAGCAACGUAGCAGUCGAUUACUGGUGCAAAGAAUCGUCUUUGAAAGCACCCUCAUACGCCGUGAUGUCUCUAUCGCCAAAAAGAAUCGAACGAAUCGACCAUGAACCGGGAAAAAGCAACGAGAUAAAGCUGUCACCUGGCUGCGUGCAUCAAACUGAUGCCAUGGUAACGUCAGCUGCUGUGAUGGCCCUCAGUCUGGAACAGGAGGAGCCGUUCAGAGAUUUGCAGAUCAUGCUGGGCCUCACUAUCAGGAAAGGAUUCAGAAGUAAUCCUAACGAAACAAUGGGCUGUUCCCCGUGGCAAGCUAAGGUAUGACGAACUCUAAAGAACAAAAUAUUUAGCCUUAUCAGUAGGCUCGAUUUCCGCUGCUCUCUUACUCCUCCCCGAGAAGAUACGGCUGUUCUAGAGCGUAGCACGGGCUCACUUCCCGAACAGCGGCUGGUAAUCGAGCACCCAGUUUCUUUCUUUUCUUCCCUUUGUUUAUUUCGUGUUUCUUCUUCCCAGAAGCCUUCGUUCGCUUCUCCCACUGGCUCGUUUCCUUUCGAGUAAUUGGAAACUUUUAUUCCGAACUGUUAUUCAGACACACAAAGAGAGAAUUAAGUAUGGUUUAUGUAGAAUCCAAAAGUUCUCGCAACAAAUAAAUAUUCCAUUGGAUGUAGCGGAUUUUUGACAAGGAGGCUCCAAUCCCCUUACAGACGACAAAAACGCGUUUGCCUUAACAAGAUAAUGUGAAACUGAGCAAUUUGCUCGCUGAACAUUGCUACCCAUGCACAGCUCUUCUUUUCACCCCGAUAGUUGUAUUCAUUCCCAUUGAGAUGCCUUGCACGUUAUGUUGCUAUUGUAGGUUCUUACAGUUUUGAUUCAAACCAUCGCGGCUUUUCCCUUGAUGUUCCUGGCCAUUAUUUCCCUGAGUGACGAGUGGGACAUGAAAGAAGAGGAAGGCUACGCUGUGGCCGUGUUUGUCACGUACUUCAUAAUAUUCAUCGCCAUAGCUCUUAUGCCAACUGGUGGUGAACCACCAUGGUUCUUUGACAAGUUUGUGAGGUAUGAAAUUGAAAUCGUCUAUCCAGUCCUUUUUUAAAGAAAAGACAGUAUCAGUUUAUUAGGUCUUAGGUCCUUUGCUAUACCCGGGAAAGAAUUAAGACAUGAACAAACAAAAAUAGCAUUUUUUUCUGUGUCUGGUGCUUGAGCUUGAGUCUUGACUUUAUUCCCAAUGCACUGGCUGUGUUGACUCUCUCUUAACGGAAACCUCUAUUAGAGUGACACCUCGGUAAAACGGACACCUAGAGUUGGUCCCUGCCUUUCUUUACUCGCUCAUCUCCGGGGUAGUAUAGCUGACGUAAAACAAAGAAAACAAAACAUCCUUAACAAUGAACCUAACCCUGACAAUAGUCCAUAAAACAAAGGAAACGAAUAAAUUAUAUUAGUAAAAUCCAACUAGUGGUCUAGCAUCAAUUCUGCGUUCUGAUUGGUUGAGCUACUACUAGACUAUAUGUUAUAGCCGGCUUUUUGGCGGCAAAAAAGGAUUAAAGUCUAGCUUUAACUAGCUAAAGUUGUUUUGUCGCGAUAUUUUCUGAUUAACUAGUUGGAUUUUACUAAAACAAUUAUUCCUCUCGCCCUCAUGGCCUGAGUCAAUAGCCCAUUCGGCCUUCGGCCUCGUGGGCUAUUGACUCAGAGCCCAUUCGGGCUCGAGGAAUAAUUGUUAAUUUCACCGGGAUGACCCCUUUACUCCCUUUAUUUGACCCUCUGUAAGACGGACAUCUCUUUGCCUGCGUGCAGACGUCUGCUAUUUCCUUUGCAACAAAGGAGAUAGGAUACGUCUGCACGCAGGCAAGACAUCUCUCUAAAAACGGACACUUACUGCCGGUCCCAAAGGUCUCCGUUUUAAAACAGAGAGUUGGCUGUAUAUGUUUGCUAUCACUGUCAAGCUCGUUGCGCUUUGAGUACGUUCCCUUCGUACGUGUAAACCAGCCCUAACUAUGACUUUCCGUCACCUAUGUUUUUGCGUCAUAACAUCGCUUUUUCUUCAAUCCACUUUGGGGAAAAGAAAAUACUAUUGCUAAUUGUUUCUUUGCAUGUUCGGGUUUCCAUUCCUCUUUGCUUCAAAUUAUACUUCGCCUGUAGCGGGGCUAGCCUCUUUAUGGAGAACUCGUAUUAAACCAUUUACGUGUUUUUGUGUUGUUGGUAAUAGGUGGUGUCACGUUCACUUAUAUCACGUGCGAUUUUUACGCGAGGUCUUCCAAGUUAACAACGUCGGACCCAAUCCACCUGCUGUUUUAUCUCUAAGUGAUGCCGGGCGCCUAGAGAAAUAUGGUCUGCUUCCGCUGCUGAAGAAAAGGCUGAAAAAGAUACUCAUCGUUGACGGAAGCUUUAUUUCAAGUGACGCAGACUACUCGAAAUGGCUCUUAAAAUCCAUGGAUCAGGCGAGGGAACAGUUAAAUUGUGAGUUCGUUGGUUUGGACGGCCGAGAUGUCAUAGGACAGAUGAGUAAAGAAUAUGUAAAAGUCCCUCGAGGACGACAGCCGAGGCAUUAUCGAUUUUUAGUUCGGUACUUCGACGAGAAGCUUGAUGGUGGUUACUCCGAGGUUGGUACCGGUGAGAUAAUGAUCAUUGCUCCUCGUCACCCUGACAACGUGGUCACGCCUCCAGCAGACAUGGACAGAACUUGGGCCCAGUACACCCAAGACACAGGAGAGGAACUGGAUACAACAUUGUGGGGUCCAGGACCAGUUCUAGAGGCGCAGGAUGUUGACCGCCUAACUUUCUGUUGUUGCGAAUCUUGUCAUUCAAGCUCGAAAAUUCUUCGCUGGAUUUCAGAUAAGCUCUGUGUGGGCUUCCCACAUACCUCGACAGUCAACCAGUUUUUUACAUCGUCGCUUUUUACAGCAUAUCACCGUGAAGGAUAUCGCGCUUGCGUGGAGUCCGGCGCUGAGGAGUUCUUGGUCGGCAGUGAGCUGAGUGAGGCAAUAAAUCUUACAGGCUCUGUUUAA